Molecule: messenger RNA, 3633 nt
Organism: Maylandia zebra (zebra mbuna)
Lineage: Eukaryota; Metazoa; Chordata; Actinopteri; Cichliformes; Cichlidae
Gene: arhgap17b
Product: Rho GTPase activating protein 17b
Biological process (GO): signal transduction; positive regulation of GTPase activity; regulation of actin cytoskeleton organization
Cellular component (GO): intracellular anatomical structure; cytosol; cytoplasm
Molecular function (GO): protein binding; GTPase activator activity
Source: RefSeq, a predicted model, not a curated record
ACCACGGGGCCCAUGCGGCUUCCAGUGCGGGAAGUAAAAGCACUUCCUCCUUCCUAUCACAGCUGUAGUAGAGAAAUCAGCCAGUCUAACAGGAGCGCUGACAUUCUUGGCAAUGGGGACCCUGAAGGUCGUCCGCCGCUGUUUCUGCUCACUUCCCUGCGCGUCUUAACGCGUUCGUUGGUGCCGCAAACUUUUUACGGACUUGUAGGAAGAAGCUCACGAGACUUGCAACAUGAAGAAGCAGUUUAAUCGUAUGAAGCAACUUGCCAACCAGACUGUUGGAAGGGCUGAAAAAACUGAGGUCCUGAGCGAUGACCUCCUGCAGAUCGAGAGGCGGCUGGAGCUGGUUCGUUUGGUGUCUCACAACACGCACAAGAGGCUGGUUUCCUGUCUGCAAGGUCAGCUGGGCACAGACACAGAGAAGAGACAUAAAAAGCUGCCCUUGACCGGGCUGUCCCAGACCAUGCAGGAGGGCGGCAGUCAGCUUGGAGAAGAGAGUAUGAUUGGCAAGAUGAUGGAUGUGUGUGGCGAAGCCGAGGGCAAGUUGGCUUUUGAGCUGCUGCAGCAUGAAAUGCAGAUGGAGAAAGACAUUCUGGAUCCUCUCAACCAGCUGGCAGAGGUAGAGAUUCCCAACAUACUGAAACAGAGAAAGCAGCUUGCUAAGCUGGUUCUCGAUUAUGACUCUGCUAAAACACGGUGGUUACAGGCGACCAAGUCCACCAAUCCAGCCAUGGCAGCUAAAGUUGACUCGCUCAAAGACGAGAUGGAUGAGGCACUCAAUAAAGUAGAAAUAUGCAAGGACCAGCUCUCUGCAGACUUGUACAACUUUGCUUCUAAAGAGGGAGACUAUGCACGCUAUUAUGUGAUGUUAUUAGAGACCCAGGCAGAGUACCACAGGAGGUCUCUGGCAGCUCUGGAAGUAGUUAUACCCACCAUCCAGACACAGCAAGACUCCUGGAUAGAGAAGCCGGCAUUUGGCACGGCGCUGGAGGAGCAUCUGAAAAGGACCAACCGUGAGAUCGCUCUGCCGAUUGAGGCCUGCGUCAUGAUGCUGCUUGAGACCGGCAUGAAGGAGGAGGGUCUAUUUAGAAUUGCUGCUGGAGCUUCAAAAUUGAAAAAGUUGAAAGCAGCGCUGGACUGCUCCACCUCACAGCUCGAGGGCUUCUACUCUGAUCCCCAUGCCGUGGCUGGAGCUCUCAAGUCCUACCUCAGGGAACUUCCUGAACCUCUAAUGACAUUUAGCCUUUAUGAUGAGUGGAUACAGGCCUCCAAUACCUUAGACUCUGACAAAAGACUUCAGGCCUUGUGGGUGACAUGUGACCAUUUGCCAAAGGCCCACAAAGCCAACUUCAGGUAUCUGGUGAAGUUCUUGGCUAAACUGGCUCAGGACAGUGAUGUUAAUAAAAUGACUCCCAGCAACAUCGCAAUAGUCCUGGGGCCUAACCUGCUGUGGUCGAAGACCGAAGGGACGCUGGCAGAGAUGGCAGCAGCUACAUCUGUGCAUGUACUUGCCAUCAUUGAGCCUAUUAUCCAACACGCUGACUGGUUCUUCCCUGAAGAGGUGGACUUCAACGUGUCAGGCAUGUUCUCCUUGCCCAGCCAUCCACCCACCCCGGACCCCGAACCUAUCCUGGACAGGAAACGCCCCGGCAGCAUGGGGCAGGACGGGGACAGUCACACCCCUCGUAAAGACAGCCCUGUUAACAAACAGCCGGAGCCCACUCCUCGCAGAACCAGCGUCUUAAAUAGAAAGCAGUCACCACUAACCUCACCCACCUUCCAACCCCCAUUACCCCCUCUGGAAGCCGGGACUCCUACACAGCUCGAACCCCAUCCUCCUCCUCCUCCUUCAGAGGCUGAGCAGCCUGGCUUGAGUGUUGCUGGCGGUGGUGGUGGUGGUGGUGGUGGUCUGGUUGGUGGGGUCCAGGUAGCCACAGUGCAACAUCAGGUUGUAACCCAGCUCAGCACAGAGGAGAGCAGCCCGGCCCGUGAGCACAUGUCCACCCCGCCUCCGCAGAGGAAUGGUUCAGCGGUCCAUCUUGCUGUAGGAACCCCACACCCUCAGGGAAGCUCCAAAGGGCCUAGUCCACACAUGGUCCGCAGAGGCACCAAGAAGCAAGCCCCAGCCCCACCCAAACAGGCCAGCCCGUUUGCCUCUCAGCUCAGUAACACCCAAGCACCCGGUUCCCCGCAGCACCCACCCAUCACGCCCCGUCGUGUCCACAGCAAAGAUGCCCUAAUCCAAGCUCCGAGCCAUCCACCCCCACAGCCGCCUACACCCCAACAAGCCCAGGGAGAGUCAGAGCACUCUCCCCCUAGCAGUCCCACCCCUCCUGACACUCCGCCGCUCUUCCACUCCGGAUCUCUCCCUCGACCCUCGAGGCCAGCUCCAAAACCGAAACCCCGUCCCAGCAUGCCACCGCCUCCGCAACCGGCAGCAAAUGACAGCGGCAAUGGCAUGUGCAACUCGGCCUCAAAGAUCAUAACAGAAGGAGGCCUGGUUCUAAAGGGGAUUGGAAGAGCCAUCAUUCCUGAGGUGAUUGAGGACGAAGAACGGGAAAGCUCUGCUGGUCAAGAGCCUGCCACCGCCACUACUACCACUAACACCCCCCCAGCCCUGAACCCAGACCCCAGCAUCCAGACAGAGAGCACCGCUUUUUAAAGUCUGGGCUUGACUGUUUAUGAUCAAACAUAAGACGGGGUAACUCAAAAUGAAAUCACUCCGGCUCUUCAAGUACCGCUCACAUGAUGUCAGAGUGUCGCUGGAAACGAAUGGCUGCCUUUUCCUCUGCUAUACUGACUCACACCAGAAACCUCAUCUUAAGUUAGUCGUUCAGACCACAAGGGCCCUGUCCAGCUAUCACUUUCCACAUUAGACUGCACAUUAAACGGUUUGCUCCACAUACUGCUUGGGUAUUCUCUGAUUGGACUGCAGGGCCUUGUGAGGAACAAGGCUAGCGGGGCUUUAACAUAAAACCUCAGCAAUAUCGCAGCUGAAUAUCGCAGCUGGCUUCAGAAUGCUGGUAAAGUUAAUCUUUUUAUUUUUUUAAAACUAUUACUAUUAAAUCUUCAAUUAUGCAAACGCUUCUUUAAAAUGUGAAUCUGGUUUUACCACAUAAACCCAAAUAAAGAAAAAUUUUCAGUGAGUAAAUAAUUCCCUCAUGUCCACAGCAAUACUAUGAAGGACCAAAGGAAAUGACUGUUAGUCAAAGCAAACUGAGUUCAAAUGUUGAGCCAUUGUUAUGGUUGCUAAUGACCAAAUAUUUUAGUGUGAGUGCAAUAUAACAGUUUCUCUUCCACUGCUGUCCCAUCCCAGCGUGCACACACUGCCAUUUAUUAGUUAUUCAGGGCAGUUUUCAGUUAGAAUUUUCUUUGAUUUCCAUGGACCUGAUUCACAAAGCUGACAAAAAUAUAACUGAUUUUUCUAUCACACUCAAAAGCUAUGACCAAACUCCAGCAUGUGAUUAAAAUUUGUAGAAUUUUUUUUUUACUAUGGCUCAUUAGCUUUGCCUUAUUUUCAGCUUUUUUUUUUCUUUUCUUGUUUUGGUUGUUUAAGCAUUUUUAUGGUGGUUCUUCUGCACAAAAUGCACUGCGCAAUGCGUUUUUGAUCUAAAUAAAGAUUGUUCAACAGUU